Thermochaetoides thermophila DSM 1495 is the source of this 5058-nucleotide messenger RNA. Its product is annotated as map kinase kinase kinase-like protein. The record is from RefSeq and is a predicted model, not a curated record. Gene Ontology annotation, biological process: protein phosphorylation. The transcript has 5 exons. Gene Ontology annotation, molecular function: ATP binding; protein kinase activity. The coding region runs from base 1 to 5058 and encodes 1685 amino acids. Lineage: Eukaryota; Fungi; Ascomycota; Sordariomycetes; Sordariales; Chaetomiaceae.
AUGUAUCCCCAGAGAGAUGGGACGCGGCCCUUCCAGGUGCCGCCGCCCCCUCCGCCAAUGUCACCUCCUCCGUCCCAUGGCAUUAACAACCUGAUGACCAUCCCUCCGCCGCCUCCUCGUUAUCCGCCUCAGGGGACCAGCAGCAGUACUAUACCCCCUCCUCCUCCUGGCCCGCCGCCAAAUACUGCAUAUCCCAAUAGUGCCCUGGGCACUGCUGCUCCUUGGACCGGCGCCGGCUGGCCGAGCUUUAAUCGGGGACCGCUCUUCCCCCCGCCGCCGCCAGCCAAUGCUACGGCUCCCAUACCCACUUACGAUCCUCGGCUACACCCUCACCAUAUCGCCAAUCCAAAUCCCACAUCCGGUCCGACGACGCUGACUGUUCCUCCUCCCCCUCCUCCCCCUCCGCCUCCACAGCCGGAACCCGAUGUACCGGGCGUAAGCGCGACCUACAUCCCAACAGCAGGUACGACGUACGGUGUAGGCGUGGGAAUUCCUGGGUUUGGAAUUGACGACUCGGACUGGCUAGGCUCUGCUACCAACACUCCCUCACAUGAAACCUCAAACCGCGAGCAGCUGUUUGCUGCUGCUCUGGCCCAGAAAGGUGCAACUAGCAACACAGUCACCACUAUCUCGUCGGUACCCCCUGAAAUCGCUGCUCAGUGGCCUCUGGAAAAGGUCAUUGCGUGGCUCCAGGCGAACAAUUUCUCCAGGGAGUGGCAGGAAACCUUCAAAGCCCUCAACCUGUAUGGCGCUCCUUUCCUUGAGCUGGGGAGCAGCCAUGGGGGCCGUGGUAACUUUGGCAUGAUGCACCAACAGGUGUACCCAGAGCUUGCCCGGCAAUGUCGAGAGCGCGGCACGCCUUGGAACCAGACCAAGGAGAGGGAGGAGGGCAAGAGAAUGCGUCGCUUGAUCCGGAGUAUUGUGACAGGGAGACCGGUUGACCCUGCGAAAGUGGCUCCCUCAUCAGGAAGCCAUACUCGUUCGGAUUCUACCGCGACAUCGGUCACCGCCAGCGCCGCAACCGAGGCUAGUGAAUCUCCUAGUUCGACCAGGCCUCCUGCCUCUGGGCUCCACAUACGGAGAGUUUCUCAGUCGCGUACAAUGCCUCCAACUAUCGGAAAUAGCACAAUCAGCUCCGAUCAGAAUCACAGGAACCUGAUGAGGAAUAUUGAUGCGGAAAUCCCGAGGCGCCAUAGCCCGAACCCUGGUGACCCUAGGAACAGCCCGAGCGGCAGCCCCAUCCCCCAAUUCGCAACAACGACAGGAAACAUCGCAGCAUCUCCACACAGCGGUGGCCGAUGGACGCAUCGGUCUCAGCCCAGCACCGAUUCUGUCUCAUCGAACCAUGCCCAAUACGGAUCUGGAGUCCCUCCUGAUGCAGCCGAAAAGCUGCGAAAAGAUCUUAUUGAACCUCCCCGCAUCUCGGAAGGGAAUCGCCGAAUCGGGUUCGAUGGUGGUCGUCCUUCUCCGCAAGACCAUGGCGAUAAAAGUGCGGGCAGCGAUCCUCCGGGAAGUGCCAAGGGAAGCGGCUGGUUCCCGCACUUUUUCAAGAAGAGGAGAGAGGGCGAGGACUCACCUACGAGUCCGAAGUGGCCUCAUUUCGAUCGUCCAACCUCCAAACGGGGUCACCACGGCAAGGUGUAUAUUCUGGCCACCCUUGACUGCCGGAUCUUUCGUAUGAUCGAUAUCACCGAUACCGAAACGGCAACGGAUCUGAGGCAGCUGAUUUGCUGGAAUCUGAACGUCGAGGAGAGCGCCCAAAUUUACCUAACAGAGCUGGGCAAGUUUGAACAUGAAGGGGAUCCCUUGGAUGACAACAAGUUGAUCUCGGCCAAGCAUCAAAAGGGCGAUGCUGCGGGAACGCUGAAGGUCUUUGUCCGUCCCGUGGUUUCUCCGCCGCCUCGUGGCAAUGGUGUUCCUGUGUCUUCUUCAUCCGGGCAGCUUACGGUGCCAGUGGAUGAGGAUGCUUAUGGCAGGCUCAGCGGCCGUCAACGGUCUAGCUCAUCACCGCCUACGUCCAGGCAGAAUACCCUGAUGGGUAGGGAUCGCGAUGACAAAAGCCUGUCACAAGAGGCUAUUCAGUAUAGGACAGAACAGCUUCGAAAGCAGCAGGAGUACCUUGCGAAGAAAGCCGCAGCCAAGGAAGGCAAUAGUCCAUCCACAGAGACUCCCAUCGGCAUUGUCGGAAGGAACGUGGACUUUGAUCAGCCGCGGCUUUCGCCAUAUGAUGAUCGCAAGGUCGACUCUCUGUUCCCGCAGCGCAAGGCGCCCGCCCCGCCAAACGAGCCAUCUGCUACGUCGCUCAAGGCCAACUCGCUCAGCAAGAACCAGGGCAGCCCUGGCCAUACUAGCCGUCCGUCUCUGGAUGGUCGCCAUCAAAAGCGCCCGUCUGGCUCGUCUGACAUGCGUGAGGAGGUCAUGGCUGAGAGACCGAAGAGAUGGGCUGGUCCUCCAGAUGGUGGCAUCGUUGGUGGGUUGCUGGUCAACAUGGCAGGGCGCAUGGCGGUUCCUGGCAUGGGACAGACUGCGACGGUCCCGAACAGUCAGAGGGCACUGUCCCCCCAUCGUGCUGCUUCGAUGCCUACAACAAGCACUGAGACUCACGAGAAAGGUAAGGCAGCCUCGUCUAAUGUUGUUGAUAACGGGCAGCAAGCGCAUUCUGGUUACGGCCCUGUUGGAGGAGGAGCUGGCCGAUGGCUCGGGUACAUGCCCGACAUGCCGGGUUCUACCACAUGGGGCACAAACCCAAAUGCGCCGUUCCUUGUCCCGGACUAUUCUCCGGGGGGAACACCUCAGCUGUCCUACGGGCGUGAUGAUCAUGGAUCGGGCGCUCGUCCUUCUGAUCGUCCUCCGUAUGGCACAGAAGCUAAGAGAAGUCAAACAGCUCGCGCCCCUUCUUGCGCCGAUUUCAGUCCUGCCAGCACUCGUGCCCCGACGAGCGAUUCGAUCCCUGCUACGUCCAGUGGCGAGCAAACCUUCUCGCAGGUUGACGACGAGUUCCCCCAGGACAACGAGAUUAGGUUCUCGAGGACGUCUACGCUGGUCGACAAGGAGCCUGCUCAGAAUGACUCUGAUGAGGACUCGGACGAUGGCCUGUUCGCAAAGCCUAUUGCGAAUCGCAGUAAGCCGAAGGCGCAGACACAGACUGAGGACGACGACGAUUCCGGGCUCAUCAACAAGCGGCCAAGUUUGCGUGUCAACACUAAGAGGGCUGGGAAGACGUUUUCGGUUUCUUUCACUUCUCCUCACGUCAGUGCCGAGGGCAAAACACCAGCGGGUGAUGACGAGGAGAGCUCGUCUGCCUGGUCGCAGCGGCGCACUCCUGGUACUCCUGGCUCUGAGAGCUGGGACUCGGAAGAGCGUGAACGGCUCAACCGCCGCAAGUCAUUCGUCGAGAAGGAUGUGUGGGCUAACCGUCCGCCCACGGAUGCCCUCAUCAACAACCUCGAGGACUUCUUCCCGAACGUCGACGUUGACCAGCCUGUGAUCGAGGAAGGAGAUGGCGAGUUUAUCCCCCCGAUUGACGAGAUGGACGAGAUCCGGGCUGAGCAGAGCAAUGCUCCUCCAGCAAUGUCACCGCCGAUACCGCCGCUCCCAGCGAACAAUGCUGCCUCCUCGGGCUACAAUGAGAGCGAUACCCUUGGCUCGGACGAGUCAACUCUCAAGGCGUCUGAUGCUCGCCCUCUCUCCAUCCAGACGGUGGCUUCCCGCAGCGUGCGCAAGUCUGGCGGUCUUGGCCGUAUGAAGUCUAUUCGUGAGGUCGCUCGUGGUGCUCACGAAGCCAGCAAGCGCUACACGCAGUCGCAGCAGGCGCUUGCCAACCAAGCUCCUGGCAAUCCCAGCAGGAAUACCACGCUGUUGCGGCGCAAGAGUACCAAGAUGUUCAACGCCAAUAUCGUGCAGAUCCGCCCAGAGCGUGGCUUCCAGGCGCUUCAGCAGCACAAUGCUGUCCCGCAGCAGACCAACAAUAACACCGGCCUCAAACGGCAGACCACAUUCCGCUGGUUCAAGGGCCAGCUGAUCGGCAAGGGCACCUUCGGGCGCGUGUACCUAGGCAUGAACGCCACUACGGGUGAGUUCCUGGCCGUCAAAGAAGUCGAGGUCAAUCCCAAGGCCGCCGGUGGCGACAAGAAGAAGAUGCAGGAGCUGGUGGCCGCGCUCGACCAGGAGAUCGACACCAUGCAGCACCUCGACCACAUCAACAUCGUGCAGUACCUCGGUUGCGAGCGCAAGGAGACAAGCAUCUCCAUCUUCCUCGAGUACAUCCCCGGUGGCUCGAUCGGCUCGUGUCUGCGCAAGCACGGCAAGUUUGAGGAGCCGCUUGUUGCGUCGCUCACGCGUCAGACGCUAUCGGGGCUUGCAUACCUCCAUCGUGAGGGCAUCCUGCAUCGCGACCUCAAGGCGGACAAUAUCUUGCUGGAUCUGGAUGGCACGUGCAAGAUCAGCGACUUUGGCAUUAGCAAGAAGACGGAUAAUAUCUACGGUAACGACAAGACGAAUUCGAUGCAGGGGUCUGUGUUCUGGAUGGCGCCUGAGGUGGUUCGCUCACAUGGCGAGGGGUAUAGUGCCAAGGUGGAUAUCUGGUCGCUGGGGUGCGUGGUACUCGAGAUGUUUGCGGGCCGCCGGCCGUGGAGUAAGGAUGAGGCGGUUGGCGCGAUCUACAAGAUUGCCAAUGGCGAGACGCCGCCUAUUCCGGAGGAUAUUCAGGGGACUAUUAGCCCUGCGGCGUUGGGGUUCAUGUUGGAUUGCUUUACUGUUAACCCUACGGAGAGGCCUACUGCGGACAGGCUCCUUUCUCAGCACCCGUUCUGCGAGCUUGACCCCAACUGGAGCUUCUACGACACCGAUCUCUAUAAAAAGAUCAACGGCAUUUGGUAUCACCAACACCACAACAUGACUUCUCAACCUGAGUUUUACCACAUGCCAUUCCACUUGAGCGAAUUGCCGGUCGUCCCGGCUAUUGAACCGGAGCUUGAAGAUGGACGAUGGUGGUUCGAUGUUCUCAGCCUUAACGGGUCUCGACGGCAGGGAUCACAUCCAGAGUCCUACUCUGGCUAA